This is a messenger RNA of Acanthocheilonema viteae, 213 nucleotides long. The record is from the annotation of a GenBank genome assembly. Lineage: Eukaryota; Metazoa; Nematoda; Chromadorea; Rhabditida; Onchocercidae.
GCAGUAUUUGUUAAUGAUCCAAAACUUUCUGAUGUGAAGCAGUUAUUAGCUUCGAAUGGUUUCCGAGCUGAAUUCAGUUCCGGUGUAUUAUAUAUAAACAAUAUUGCAAGUAUUCGACGUAAUGAAGCUGGUCGCUUUCAUGUAGAAGGCUGUGCAUGUGAAGAUUAUUACAAAAUAAGGGAUAUCGUUUAUGCACAAUUUGCAGUUGUGUAG